Nymphalis io (European peacock) is the source of this 5019-nucleotide messenger RNA. Its product is annotated as toll-like receptor 6. NCBI's taxonomy places the organism in Eukaryota, Metazoa, Arthropoda, Insecta, Lepidoptera, Nymphalidae. The record is from RefSeq and is a predicted model, not a curated record. Gene Ontology annotation, molecular function: protein binding. The coding region runs from base 169 to 4200 and encodes 1343 amino acids. Gene Ontology annotation, cellular component: extracellular matrix. The transcript has a single exon.
UCAACCGCGCCACACGCCUGCUGCUACCGUGAAAUCAGUUGACAUGCCACGCGACUCGCGAUGUCGUUCCUACCGCGUGAAUAUUUAUGACGCGAUCAACCAAUUCGCCUCAUUAUAAAUGGCACUGCCGACCUCGAUGCCUCAUCACAACUUGCAUACGAACAUAAAAUGCCAAUAAAACAAACUUUCGUUAAUAGACUUCAGCGCCGAAAUUUUAAUUACUUAAUUGUGUAUGUGUUGUUAUACUGUUAUGUUAUCGAAGGCAGCAACGCGGCUGAAACGCCGCACGAGUGCGCAUACCGGACAUCCAAGACGGAAACGUCGGAGGACGCAGUGCUUUUUUGCAAAAUACGAACAAUCAGCAGUUUGGAUCACCUGUUACAAAACAUUAGUCGGACACACAACGAGGACGUAAUAUCAUUGCACGUCCAGUGCAGUGAGAUUCUAUUUUUUGAAAGUACGCUUGCAGCGCAAACGGAGAGGGGCCCUGGGAAACAUUCAAACCUAGGGAAGCUGAAAGAUCUUGUCGUUGACAAAUGCAAGAUACGUCAGAUACCAGCACAUGCAUUUGAAAAUUUCAAAGACCUUAAAUCUCUGCACGUGACGACGCACAACAGUGAAUGGUCUGCAAUGACUAUGGAAUUACAUGAAAACGCUUUUUCGGGCUUAAGUGAGUUAAUCGAGUUAGAUUUAAGUGAUAAUAAUAUUUGGAGCACAAAAACUGAUACGUUUUGCUCUUUGUACAGCUUAAAAACUUUAAAUUUAACACGAAAUCAUUUGCAAAAUAUAAAAACUAUAGGAUUCUCGGAUUCGACACGUGAGCAAAAUUUAAGUAUAAAAAGUUGUAAUUUAGUUUUAGAAGCUCUCGAUAUGUCUCACAACGAUUUGAUUGUAAUAACAGAAAAUAGCUUAUCGAAAUUACGCUCACUGUCGAAACUAUUUUUACAAAAUAAUGCAAUAUCUACACUUGAAGAUGGUUCCUUAGAGGGUCUUAUAAGCUUACAAGUAUUUAAUUUAUCUAGUAAUUUUAUAAGUAGUGUACCACCUGACAUUUUCUCUGACACGAUAUUGCUUACAGAUAUUAUCUUAAGCAACAAUACAAUAAAUGUUUUGCCGCCUGGUCUUUUUCGGGGAUUGGAACAACUCCAAGUAUUAGACCUAUCUCGUAACGAACUAACUAGUCAAUGGAUAAACAAAGGCACAUUUGUAGGAUUACUACGUAUGGUUAUAUUAAACAUUUCGUUUAACAGACUUAGUAGAAUAGAUAGAUAUAUGUUUCAGGACUUGUAUAGCUUACAGAAAUUGAAUUUAGAUCAUAAUGAGAUAACAUCCAUUGAUGAGCAUGCUUUUGAAGAACUAAGAAACUUACAUUCCCUCACAUUAUCAAACAAUAAACUAAUACACAUUCACACCCAUAUUUUUAAUGACUUACAUGUAUUGCAUGAAUUGUUUUUAGACAAUAAUAAAAUUAAACAUAUAGACGAAAAUGCUUUUGACAAUAUGACAACAAUCGGGGAUUUAGGCUUAAAUGAUAAUUUCUUAUCAUCAAUUCCACCUUCAAUUCGUAAAUUACGAUCCCUCAGAUCCUUGGACAUAGGGAAUAAUAAUAUAACCCAUUUAAGCCGGGAAAACUUUCAUGGUCUGUCAGAACUUUUUGGUUUGCGUCUUGUAGAUAACAAAGUUACUCAUUUAAACGAAGAUACUUUUGAACAUUUGCCUCAGUUACAGGUGCUUAAUUUGGCAUCUAAUAAAAUAAAUCUCGUCUCACCGGGUUGCUUUCGGAAAAAUAUUAAUUUAAAAUUAUUACGUAUGGAUGGAAAUGAUAUAACGAAGUUUGAUGGAAUAUUUUCUACGCUAAACAACUUAGUGUGGUUAAAUAUGUCGGCAAAUAAAAUUUCGUCUUUUGACUUUGAUACUUUUCCUAGUAGCCUAGAAUGGUUGGAUUUGCAUAUGAAUUAUAUAAGCACUUUUCACAAUAACGAUAUGAAUUCGAAGGUCAAUAUUAAGUUAUUGGAUCUUAGUUACAAUAAUAUUACUGAAUUAAUUGUCUCUUCUAUUCCAAAAUCUGUACAAAAACUUUAUUUGAAUAAUAAUUACAUAAGUCACAUACAAGUUGGUGUGUUUUCGAAGUUACAAAGAUUAUCAACUGUGACAUUAAAUAACAACAAAAUAGUACAACUUGACAUGAACGCGUUCAGGUUAGAUCAAAUAGAUGAAGAUAACGAUUUGCCCGAGUUCUUUAUAAGCGGAAACCCAUUUGUUUGUGACUGUUCAAUGGAAUGGAUUCAACGAAUCAAUUAUUUAAGCCACAGCCGACAAUACCCGCGUGUGUUAGAUCUCGAUAAAGCUUUUUGUUCAUUGGUUCACUCUCGAGCAAAAGAGAAAAAAAUGAUAAUAGAUAUGUCACCUUCCGAUUUUCUAUGUCCUUAUGAAAGCCAUUGUUUUGCUCUUUGUCAUUGCUGUGAUUUCGUUGCUUGUGAUUGUGAAAUGAUCUGUCCAAAUAACUGUAGAUGUUAUCACGAUAUAACUUGGAACGCAAAUGUUGUUGACUGCUCGAACGCCGGCUACACAGAAGUGCCGGACAGAAUUCCAAUGGAUGCGACUGAAAUAUAUUUAGACGGUAAUGAUAUUAGUUAUCUGGGAAAUCACGUAUUUAUCGGAAAAAAGAAAUUACAGGUUUUAUACCUCAAUAAUACUAAGCUAAAAGAAGUGAAUAAUCAAACAUUUAAAGGCGUUGAUUCUUUGAGAGUAUUGCAUUUGGAAAAUAAUAAAUUAGUUGAAUUAAAGGGAGACGAAUUCGUUCAUCUUAAUAAUUUAAACGAGCUUUAUUUAGACCAUAAUGCAAUUGUUCACGUUGCAAAUAAUACAUUUUCGUCAUUGAAAUCGCUUUCGGUCUUAAGAAUAGACGAUAAUAAACUUGUUAACUUUUUCCCCUGGAAGUUGUUAGCGUCAUCUUCAAAAAGUUUAGCACACGUUUCAAUAGAGGGUAAUCAGUAUUCUUGUGAUUGUAAAAGUAUAGCAGAGUUAGAUACGUGGCUUCGAAGAGAUCCCGGUGAUCCCGAAAAAAUGUUGUGUACCGAUACUGAAGGCAAGCCGACUAAAAUAACAAUUGCCUCAGUUUUAAGCCAUUGUAAGGAAUAUUUGGGAUCUAUUAGUGAUCCAUCAGUUUCCAAGAAUGAAAUUAUUCCGAAAUCUUAUUUUCUUCCUGAUAAUUUUUUUGCAGUUAUAUGUGGAGUUAUUAUUAUAGUAAUUGUUAUUUGUCUCAUCGGAGCCAUAUUUUAUGCCUUCAGAUAUGACGUCAGUGAUUGGUUGUAUACUAAUUACGGCGUGCCUUUAUUUAAAGAACAGUCUUGUCCGAAUGUCGAUCACGUAUUGGAUGGAAAUCCAAAUCACGUGCACGAUUACUAUGUGAUAUGCAAUACCAAAGAUACCCAAUUCAUUUAUCAUAAUAUAAUGUCAGAGAUAGAAUUUAGAAAAAUGUCCUCAAAGAAAUUUGCAAUGAACGAAUCAUCUCUUAAUAUACUUACAUUAGAUAGUUUUUCAAAGUCUUCUAAAUUGUCUAAACGUCUAUUAAUCGUUUUAACAACGAAUUUUAUUUGUAACGAUCUAUGUGACUUUCAUUUCAAAAACAUAUUUUAUAGCUAUUUAAAGUCAUUGAAUCGUAGCGAUUUGAAUAAAGUAAUAUUCAUUAAGUUAGUAGAUAACAACCAAAUAAACGAUGAACUUUGUUUUGUAUUAGAUAAAUUUAAAAAUAUAUCGUGGAACGAUCCACGUUUCUGGGAAAGAUUCGUCUCUUUACUUAAUUCAACUGACACUAUUAUCACAGUAAAGAACACCGAGAAGAGCGUAUUCAAGAAGUCAUUACGUCAGACGCCGACAUUGAGAUACACAACAAUGCCAGUCACAAACGAUACUUGCUCAAAGCAGAAUUUUUCAAAUUCUCUGCAAUAUUGCAAGAGAAAUGACGGUGAGGCAUCUCAGAUUGAAAGCUCUCCUUCGUCCGACAACACGUAUGGGGAAGGGAACAAUUCGAACAAUAGCUACAUGUCGAUUGACAACAGAGCAUGUCCCCGGUUUAAUUAUGACCUUAGGCGUUCCCCAAGCAGUGGUCACGUAUAUUCGAGGGUAGAAGAUAUAUCUCCUACAGUACCACGUUCUAAUACGAACGCUGCUUCAAAAGGUCGCACUUACUUUGUCUGAAAACAUUUCAUAACACUUGCAUUUACAUUAUUCCUAUUAACCUCACACUUAACCGUUAACAGCACAAUAUUUAAAUUUUAAUUGUGUAUACUUAUCUAGGUAUACAUUUGUCAAUUUUCACAUACGUAACGAUCGUUUUAAGUCAACUUACAUAACAUGAUUGUAAUAUUAAAAUACAAUAUUUUGUACAAAGUUCGUGUGAAAAUGUUAGUCUGAUAACGAAACACUUUUCAAAUAUUAACGAUAUAAUUAAUUGUAUUUAUAAAGUUUAUAGGUGUGGAAUAUUUUCACAUUAAAAUCACUGUAAAACAACACCAAAUAGUGUAAGUCGUAUUUGUAAAUUUCAUAUUCACAAAAUUUAAUAUUAAGCGUUUUAUCUUCAAUUGAUUAUUGAUAAAAUGCAAGAUUAUAAAUAUAAUAAAUUAUUUUAUUUUGUUUAAUGUAUGUAUUUCAUAGUUUUAAAUAAUAAUUAUUUUAUAAAGAUAUAUAUUUUCAUUUUUCAAUCACUUGUACAGGUUUAUGUAUUUUUUGUUUUAUAUAACGUCAUUAAAUUGUUUAUUGUAAUAUUAUAUAUUUACCACCUCUCAAUGUAUCAUGUGCUUUUGUAUUGAAGUGUAUAUAAAAGUAUGUUCGCAUUGUUAUCGUUUAGAAUUAUCGCUUGAAAUCUAAUAUAAUAACUAAGCUAAAUCGUGAUAUUAGAAUUAAUAAUUAUGAAUUUGCAAAUAAAUGUAAUUUUUGAAUUGUAAUUAUUAGUCGUAAUAAAAAUUAUUGUUUUGUAUAAAAUGUACAAAGAUAUCUUGAAAACCGUAAUAAAAUUAU